Messenger RNA from Acaulospora colombiana, 582 nucleotides. Lineage: Eukaryota; Fungi; Glomeromycota; Glomeromycetes; Diversisporales; Acaulosporaceae. The record is from the annotation of a GenBank genome assembly.
CGUCUUAACUCUGUAUUCAAGCUACCUAGGGCAUGUGAAACCGAGAAUAUAGGUUUAGAGGCGAGACAACUGGCGGCUGGACUCAAAUGGGACCCAAUUGUCCUGGCGGAACAUCUUCAGAUAGGUCUACAGCCAGGGCCAGCAAGUAUCGACCUUGUCGGUGCAGUACUUAGGCAAUCUACAUUUGUCGCCAAGAUGUACGAGAUGGGCUGGUCUAAACCAGGCCAGAUUCCUCGGGACCAAGAAACGGCCACUCUCGUCCGAGCUGUCGCAAGAUACCAUGCAUUCUUGGAUCUAUUGAGCCAGUCGGCGUACAGCUUCUUUGUCCCUACUCUGGACCUCGCAUGGCAUACCCACCAAUUAACUGGUCCCACCUAUCGUGAAGACACUUUAAAGCUCCUCGAUCGUACACCGAAUCAUGACGACGCUGUGGAACAAACGACCUUACAAGGUGGAUAUGAUGAGACAGCCAAAGCUUGGAAGGCACGAUUUGGGACACCAUAUAGCGUCUGUGGAUGCAUGGUCGACGCCACUCCGGAGAAGGAGAAGCCCACCGAAAAGGGAAAGGCGACGAUGAAGAAU